UCCAUAUUCGGCGCAGGCUCCACAAGAAGACUUCUUCAUUUUUUCUUCUAAUAAUAUUGUUUCCUGCUGCCAUCCGAUGGACAAAAGAAAUAAUUCUGCCUCCGCUGAGGACAUUACUGAGACUCGGAACUCUAGCCAGAACCUCGAGGUCAGGAUUCUUCGUUCUAGACCCGCGAAGAAGCCACCUGCCGACUCAGUGGAUACUCUAGUGAAACCAACUGCUAAAAGAAUAAGAAGGAAAAGACCCACAGAGAGUGGUCCGGAACCUGAGUUGUCGAAAAUUCGUAAGCAAAUUAAAUACUUUUUCAACCGGAUAAGCUAUCAUCAGACUUUUCUUGAAGCAUAUACACGUAAAGGCUGGAAAAAUCAAAGUGUGGAAAAAAUAAGGCCCGAGAAGGAUCUUGAACGGGCCAAGAAGGAUAUCAUGCGGUACAAAUUAAAAAUACGAGAAGCUUUCCAGAAUCUUCAUCAUCUUCUAACUGUGGGGAAGCCCGAGGAAUGUUUGCUUGAUUCUGAAGGAAAUAUAUCUUCGGAUGAUAUUAUUUGUGCCACUUGUAGUUUAAAAGAAGAUACAUUGGAUAAUGACAUCAUUCUCUGUGACGGAGCCUGCAAAAGAGGGUUCCACCAGAAUUGUCUAAACCCUCCUUUACUGACUAAAGAUAUCCCCGAGGGAGAGGAAAAAUGGCAUUGCCCUGCAUGUGAUUGCAGGAUAGACUGUAUAGAAUCAAUAAAUAAAUUCCAAGGGACAUCAGAUCUUUCAAUUAGUGACUCUUGGCAGAAAGUUUUUCCUGAGGCAGCUGCCAUGGCGCACGGGCCUAUGCAAAGUGAUGUACCUGAUCUUCCAUCGGACGAUUCAGAAGAUGAUGACUUCGACCCCAAUAUAUCCGAAGAACAUGUGGCUUGUGAUGUAGAAGGAUCAUCAGAAGAGGAUGGGGAUGAAGGUUCAUACUCUGAUGACUCCAAUUUCAUCACCUCUUCUGACAAUUUAGAACAUGUGAAGGACGGAGAGAAAGUUGAUGACCUUGGAUUACCUUCUGAUGACUCGGAGGAUGAUGACUAUGAUCCAGCAGGGCCAGAUUCUGAUGAAGAUAUCAAAGAGAAGCAAGAUGAGUCAGACUUCACAUCAGACUCUGAUGAUUUCUGUGCUGACAUUGCGAAGUCUUGUCAUAUGGAGGAAGUUUCAUCUGGUCGUAAGGCUGGAGAUCAUACUAAUGACUUGGAAGGGGCCCCUGUUGGACCUAACACAUCAAUUUCACAUCUCACAACCAAGGAUCUUGAGAUCGACCAGGAUGCGAUUUUACCAUCAAGGAGACGGCAGGUUAAACCGUUGGACUACAAAAAACUUUAUGAUGAUGCUUAUGGGGAAGCACCAUCUGAUUCAAGCGAUGGCGAAGACUGGUCUGGGAAGAGCACACUCAAAGAAGACAGUGAAGAAGAAAAUGAAGUGGAUUCCUUUGUACACAAAAGCUCCAGGGGAACGCGAGCUGUGCAUCGUGGUUUAGUAAAUGAUCAACACUCCAGGAGGCUGACCUCUGGUCCUGAAGUGGACCAGGCUGCUGAUGGGAAAGCACCACCUGGUUCGAGUUACCGUGAAGAUUUGUCUCAGAAAUGCACACCUGAAACUGAAUUCACUCCGCAAAGCCCUCAACAAAGCUUGAAUUGUUCGGUGAAUUGGCAAAAUACAGAAGAGCUGCUUACCCCUAAUGGAAGCAGUACAACAGGUCAGAAGAGACACUAUGGGCCAAUAAUUAAUCAGAGGCUACAUGAGCAAUUCAAAAUACAUCAAUACCCUAGCCGUGUUGUUAAAGAAAGCUUGGCACAAGAACUAGGUCUGACAUUUCAUCAGGUUGAGAAAUGGUUUGAAAAUAGACGGCGUCACUUAAAAAAAGCAUCUAACAAAAACAGCAAUCCCAUAGAAAACCAUAGCAAAAUGCCGCAGGAGCUAAAGAAGAGGAAGAUUGGCUAACGACGUUUCUAGCUAAGGAUUUUGGCUCCUACAAGUCAAGCAAUUGUUUCCUUCUUUAUCCAAAUGGCAGGUGUUUCAAUCCUGUGGUGGAAGCUUGCUGCGAUAUAAGGGACCGCCCGCAAAGGGACCGCACACUGUUAUGGGAGAGAAUGGAACACACUCACGUUUGAUUGUGCCUUGCGUCCCUGUUGUUGUCUCCUUUAAUAUGAUGUAGAAUCAUGCUCAUGUUCUGUCAUUGGUUGUGGUCAUUGUUGUGUCAGUUGUUGUUUACCUAGAAAUAAGUGACUAGUUGUUUAUUGUUCAUAUGAAUUUUUGACGAUAUGUCAGUUGAUCUCCUUGGUACAUGUUGUAAUCUUUCCUUUUUGCGGGAAAUAUAUGUUGUACUUUUUGAAGGAGUAUAUUCUCGUUAAGACUUGAGACUUCCUUUUGA
Aegilops tauschii subsp. strangulata is the source of this 2396-nucleotide messenger RNA. RefSeq names its product homeobox protein HOX1A-like. Gene Ontology annotation, molecular function: chromatin binding; DNA-binding transcription factor activity, RNA polymerase II-specific; DNA binding. NCBI's taxonomy places the organism in Eukaryota, Viridiplantae, Streptophyta, Magnoliopsida, Poales, Poaceae. Gene Ontology annotation, biological process: regulation of DNA-templated transcription; negative regulation of gene expression, epigenetic. The record is from RefSeq and is a predicted model, not a curated record. Gene Ontology annotation, cellular component: nucleus.